GCCUCAACCGGAAGUGACGAACGCCUCUCUGAAAAAAUACAACAAGGAAGUGGCCGUUUAUUGUGAGGGAAAAUAACCAGUGGAUUAAACGUCUCCUCACAUUUGGAGUGUUUUUGCUUCACGGUCGGGUGCCAGGGAGACUGAAGUCACCGUGGACUCGCCCGGGAGCCCAUUUCAGGUCGCCGCGAAGGAUUCUGCUCUUAGCCAGCUCGGUAGCUAGCGAUGAACACGGACGUGGAAUUUCACAUCAGGCAGAAUUAUCCGUGGAACAAGCUGCCAGCUAAUGUUAAACAGAGUUUGGGGAACUCACAGCGCGAGUAUGAGAAGCACGUGCUGCUGUACAGCAUCCGCAACCAGCUGCGAUUCCGCAAUAACCUAGUCCGCCACGUCAGGAAGGAUGAGCGCAGGUACUACGAGGAGCUGCUGAAGUACAGCCGGGACCACCUGAUACUGUACCCCUACCACCUGUCUGAUAUCAUGGUCAAAGGGCUGAGAGUCACUCCGUUCUCAUACUACAUAGGAAUCAUGGAGGAUAUCAUGAACAGUGAGAAGAGUUACGACUCCUUGCCCAACUUCACUGCUGCUGACUGUCUGAGGCUUCUUGGCAUUGGGAGAAACCAGUACAUUGACCUUAUGAACCAGUGCAGAUCCUCCAAAAAAUUCUUUCGCCGGAAAUCGGCGCGGGAUCUGCUGCCAUCCAAACCAGUGGAGAUCUCCGUGGAGCCGUGGUGGGUGGCUCAGACGGGCUACAUCACCGAGGAUGACAUAAGAAUCUGUUCCUCUGCAGAGAAGAAAGCCAUUGACAAGAUGAUAGAUUCUGGUCCUCAACUGGCAGGAACAACAGAGUACAAUGUGGUCCUAAGUUUAUAUAACCGGGGCUUUAUUUACCUGGACGUUCCCAUAUCGGAUGACAGCUGCAUCUCAGUGCCCCCUCUGGAAGGUUUCGUCAUGAACCGUGUUCAGGGUGAUUACUUUGAAACACUUCUCUACAAAAUCUUUGUGUCCAUUGAUGAGCAGACAAACGUGGCUGAGCUAGCCAAUGUGCUGGAGAUCGACUUGGAUUUAGUGAAGAAUGCGGUUUCCAUGUACUGUCGCCUCGGCUUUGCAGUGAAGAAAGGCCCGGUGUUCAGCUCGGAGCAGCUUCACCCCAGCUGGAAGAACGCCCCAUCUGUUAACAGACUCAAGAGCACCAUGGACCCCCAGAAGAUGCUGCUGUCCUGGGAACAGGGCAGUCCCGUCAUGGAAGGAGGCUCCUCGGCCACAGAUACAGACACCACAAGCCUGGAAGACCAAGCAGGAGACACGGGCAGCGUUAGCAGCCUAAGCAUCCCAGCAGCUCCCACUAAGAGGAUCGCCUUCCUGUUCGACUCCACGCUCACAGCCUUCCUGAUGAUGGGCAACCUGUCCCCGAACCUGAAGAGCCACGCGGUGACCAUGUUUGAGGUGGGGAAGCUGUCUGAUGAGACUCUUGAUAGCUUCCUGGCUGAGUUGGAGAAGGUGGAGAGUACAGCAGAGGGUGAGGCUCAGCGUUACUUUGACCAUGCUCUCACCCUUAAAAACACCAUCCUCUUCCUACGCUACAACAAAGAACUCACUCAGGAUCAAGGACCUGAUAUUCCAAAUAUAGGUUUUCCUUUGGACAUGCUGCGCUGCGAGAGCCUGCUGGGUCUGGACCAGGCCACCUGCAGCCGCGUCCUGAACAAAAACUACAAGCUACUGGUCUCAAUGGCGCCGCUCAGCAACGAGAUCAGACCCAUCAGCAGCUGCACACCUCAGCACAUUGGCCCAGCCAUCCCUGAGGUGAGCUCCAUCUGGUUCAAGCUGUAUCUGUACCACGUGACGGGCCAAGGCCCGCCAUCUCUGCUGCUCUCCAAGGGCUCCAGGCUCAGAAAACUGCCGGACAUUUUCCAGGCUUUCGACAGGCUGCUGAUCACCUCUUGGGGUCAUGACCCCGGCGUCGUCCCUACAUCCAAUGUCCUGACAAUGCUGAAUGACGCUCUCACGCACUCUGCUGUUCUGAUCCAGGGUCAUGGUAUGCAUGGUCAUGGAGAAACGGUUCAUAUCCCAUUUCCUUUUGACGAGGAGGAUCUGAAGGGAGAGUUCUCCUACUCCAACAUGUGUGUGCACAAGGCUCUUCUGAAGCUGAAGGAACACGUGGAUCUAGAGCACCAGUGUGGCUACAUCACCAUGCUGAACUCCAACAACAGGCAUCGUCGCAGGACCAGUGACAGCGUUGAGUGCAGAGGAGAAACCCAUCUCGGCGGAGGCCUGGACACCAACGGCAGCACCGAGUCAUUUGAGCUUGUGACAGAAGAGAACAGCGAGGGCAAAGGAAAGACAGACGCUCUUUCAUCUGAGGAUGAGUGGGUCCCUCUCGAACUGUGCUUUGGCAUGCCCCUCUUCAGCUCAGAGCUCAACCGCAGAGUGUGUCGAAAAAUUGCCUCACACAAACUCUGCAGCAAUGAGAGCCUUCAGGAACUACUUCACUCAAGCCGAAAGCUAUCACUCAAAGUGCUGAGCUUUGUUCAUUUGUUCCAGGACGGCGGCCAGCCGUCCGACCCGGACAGCGGCGUGUCGAACCCCCUCAGCCAGCCUCCGGCUGAGUCCGGCGUUCCUCUACCGUCCCUCAACCUCCUCUUCAAGGAUGGACAGCUGAAGGAGUGGAGCGGCCGGCCCCCUCCCCCUCUGGACAUCUCGUCUCUGCAGAAGGACCAGCCCUCAUAAACCAGGCGCUGUUUGUCCACGAGGACAUUACUUCUCAGUGAAAACGGACAACCCCCUCUUUUUUUUGUCUUUGCAACAUCACAUCUCGCUGAGGGCAUCUUUUAAUAGUGGUCCAACCCUGCAUCUUCAUACCCACUCACAAGGAGAUGCCCUCGACAUUCUUGUGCAUCAGUAUCCAGUGAUGGGAAAAUUAACCCUGUCAGCUCUUUAUUGUUUAUCUACUGUAAGAAGAAGCAUCCUUCAGCAACAUCCUCCUCCUAUCUGUUGUUUCCCUGUGUGAUUCCUUGCGUCCUUACGAAGGCAGUGUUAUCCGUUGGAGUGGUGCUAUAAUCCCAACAUAUAACAGUGAUGCAGGUAAACGGCUUAAAACCUGGAAAAACCAGUUACUUUGUUUACCGCUGACGCCCUCACUCUCAUCCUCCAGUUAGUGCCAGUUUUGUUUCUUAAAUGUUGAGUGAAAAGUGACCCCCAUGAAACUCAGACUUCUUCAGCAACCAUUUUAACAAUAUGCAUUAUUGUAGGAAGUCUUACCAGCUGAGUUUGAAUCCAAACCUCUCUGUUUUGUCUCAUGUUCAGUGAUUUAAUGCAUGAUGCUGUUGCACAACAACAAAAGAAAAAUAAAUUCCUUCUCUCUUUAUUUGUAAUCAAUAAGGUGGGACAAUAUGUUAAUUGCACUGUCCAGGAUUUGUUCAAACCUGUGGAUGAACAAAUGUCAUGUCCUUUCUUUUAUCUUUAAAUGUAGGAUCAGUUGUAGUGCGCAUUAACGUUUUUAGAGCUCUUGUUUACGAGAAGGAAGUGUUUACUUGUGAAAACACAAGCAUCUUAAGAAGUGACAGGGCAUUUGAGGAAUUUCUGGUUAUUUCUUCUGUUUUUUUUAUAUAAUUAAGAGCACCAAAGAAUUUUUUUUCUUAUAAUGAUUUUUUUUUUCAUCAUUUGCUGCCUUUAUUAUAAUCAGCCAAUCAAAGAAGCUCAGGCCUGGGAUCAAAACCGCUCAUUUCCUUUACUUUUGAACCUUUUUUGUUUUCUUUUUUUUUCUUUGCAAGUCAUCUAAAGGUUCGUUAAUUUUAGUAAUUCAGUUUAAAAAGAGAAGCUCAAUCAUUCAUUGCACGCAGACCAUAUUUAAAUUGUUUGUUUUUUAUUAAUUUUCAGAACUACUGAUAAGAAAAAACCCAAAAACUCAAUUUCCCUGGAAAUUAGAGUAUUGCAUAAAAUUAAUAAGAAAAAAAUUUUUAAUACAAAAAUGUUAUGUUAGCCUACACAAUCAUGGAGAUCAGUAACACUCUCCAUAAGGAGGGUAAGCCGCUAAAGGUCUAAAAAAAAAAAGCUGGUUGUUCAGAGUGCAAGCAUAUGAAUGGAAAGUUGAGUGGAAAAAGUCUAGUUAGAAAAAGGGGACACAGCAAGAGGAAUAACUGCAGGCUUGAGAGGAUUUUGAAGCAAAGACAUUACCUUUUGUUUGAAAGCCAUUUGGAGAUGAUGCUUUCAUUUUCCAUCAGGGCUUGGCACCUCCCCACACUGUCAAAAGUGCCAAUACCUGGUUUAAUGACCACGGUAUCACAGUACUUGAUUGGCCAGCAAACUAGCCUGACCUGAAACCCAUUGCCUAUUGUCAAGAUGAGAAUGAGACACCAGACCCAACAAUGCAGAUGAACUAACAGUACAGUAUGUAAAAGUGUGACCAAAACUUGUUCCGGGCUUCUUUUCCAUGAAUUACGACAGUAAUGCAGCAUGACUUGGAGGUGAUCAGCUCAGGUUACUUUAAUAUCAGCUUUCAACCUCUCUGCAUUGUUUGGUAUGGUGUGUCUGGACAAUUAGAUCAGGACUUAUUUUAAGCUUGUCAGCAAAAGGAAGCAUGAAAUGCUUAGAGGUUCCUACUUGAGAGCUAAGCUGACUUGAAACUUGAUAAAAAUUUAAAAAAACCAGUGGACCUUUUUCCAAGACCAUUUUUCCUUCCACUAAACUUCCCAUUAAUAUGGUCUUAUUGGGCAUUGUGCUUACCUAAUUAUAUGUAUUCAAAUUUUUUCAGAAACAACAUUUUUGGUUUUCAUUAGCUGUUAGCUAUAAUCAUAAUUAUUUAAUGAAAUGCAGCUAUAAAUCAGCUGAUUUGUUUUUUAUUUUUCUCCCUACUGCACCUCCCUCUCUCUCUGAAUGAACUCCAGCUUGUGUGUGGUUCUCUGCUCCUUUAGCCAGCCCAUCGCACUCUCCGAGGGAUUUUGUUUACAACAUCUUCAGCUGGUGAGGGAAAAAAUGGGGCUUGUAAUCUAGAGAGAAGGCAACUUUUUUUUUUCCCAGUACAAGACAGAGCCUGGGGGCCGAAAAUGGAAAUGCUAAUGCGUUGCCGUGGCAUCUCUGAGGCGUCAAUUGGCUCAGUGUGUGUCUGAAUUUCCUCUUCAUGAAUUCUUAGUGCAUUUUCUUUUUCCUCCUUGCAUAAGAAAAUGUGGAGAACUCGUUGUGCCGAGUUAAUUUUUUUUGAAGGAAUCUCCCCUCUGCAGUUUUUGACCCACUUGUGGAAGUUGGAAAUAGAAAAAAAAAUGGACUGAAACGUGGUCUUGCUGAAGCAUGAUAACCGUGUAGAAACUGUUGUGUGUAAGUUGUGUAUGCGUGUGUAAUAUACACAUCACCUCAAAUCUAUACCAGUAACAACCUCCCGGCUCCCACUUAUCUACAUGUCAUGGCUGUUUGUUGCAGUUGCUCAUUUUCACCCCCAGUUAUUCAUCUACCUUAGGUGUUUAAAAUGAUAGUUUUAUAUGUCGGCGGAAAUUUUAGGAAACAAAUCUUUGUUGUAGCUUGUUUAUUGAGAGUGUGAAUAUUAUUGACUUAAAAAGAAAAAACCUGUAGGAAUAAAUGGGUUUAAAAAAAAAAAGAGAGAAAAUGACAUUCCUUCACUGCGUUCUGCCUACAUCCUCUUCUCCAGAUACAUAUGAUCACAAAUAAAUAUGUAAAAAGUAUAUGAGAAUAUAAAUAAAUAUGUAAUAAGAGCGAGUUUUUCCUCCUUAAAA
Molecule: messenger RNA, 5720 nt
Organism: Girardinichthys multiradiatus
Lineage: Eukaryota; Metazoa; Chordata; Actinopteri; Cyprinodontiformes; Goodeidae
Gene: fam91a1
Product: family with sequence similarity 91 member A1
Exons: 24
Coding region: 223-2724 (833 amino acids)
Biological process (GO): intracellular protein transport
Cellular component (GO): trans-Golgi network; cytoplasmic vesicle
Source: RefSeq, a predicted model, not a curated record